AUGUCCCAAGUUCACGCCAACAGCAUCACGAAAGUGACCCGCAUCGUGAUCAUCGGGGGUGGAGCUGAGGGUAUCAACACGGCACAAGCGCUUGCCAGGAAGCUCACCCCAGCUGACAACACCGAAGUCGUUCUACUAGAGAAGAACGCCUACUUCUACCAUGUCGUGGGCGCCCCACGCGCGUACGUAGACGCCAACUAUACCAAGAAGAUGUUCAUUCCGUACGACAAAGCCAUCCCAACGCAAGCAGCCAAAUUCGUGCGGAUCGUGCGAGGAGUAGCCACGAGCAUCUCGGCGGAAACGAACGAAGUGUAUUACCACUCCAUCGGCAGCGACGACAAGCUAAGUGAAGCAACCGAGAAACUCCCCUUUGACUACCUCGUGCUGGCCAUGGGGAGCACCUACUCGGUGCCGAUCAAGCAGGACACUCACGACUACGCUCGCUCAACGACCGAGACCAAACUUCAAGAAGUCCGCAGUGCGAUCGAUAGCGCGGAGAAGAUCGUGGUGGUUGGCGGUGGGGCCGUAGGCUGCGAGAUUGCGGCUGAGAUCAAGACCAAGUACCCAGCCAAGACCGUGACUAUCAUUGAAGUGCACAACCAGCUUAUCUAUGGCAACAACCUGACCGCCAAAUUCUACGCCAGAUUGAACGCGCGGCUGGAGAAACUCCAAGUCAAAGUGAUCCUAGGCGAGAGGCUGACGGAGCGUCUGAGUGGGAAUAGUUUGGAGAAGCGGACGCUGCGGACGGACAAGGGGAUGGAGAUCGAGUCCGACAUUCAGCUGCUCUGUGGGGGCUUCAGUCCUGUGGGGCAGUUGGUGGAGGGCUUGGAUGCCUCGUUGGUGACGGACCGUGGGGCUGUGAAGGUGAAUGCUCAGCUGCAGCUUGAAGGAGACAAGUACGCGCACAUGUUCGCAAUAGGAGAUGUGUGCAACCACGCCUCCCCCAAAAUGGCCUUCAUCGCUGGAGAACAGGGCAAGUUCUUGGCGAAUGAGCUCGUAGCAGCGAUUCGCAAGAAGCAGUUGGGAUUCACCAAACCAUUCAAAGCUCCUGGAACCGCGGCGAUGAUUUUGCCUCUGGGGCCUUCGGGUGGCGUCUCGCAGUUGCCCUUUUGGGGCGGUGUCGUUGUUGGUGACUGGUUCACUAGGAUGAUCAAGUCGAAGGACUACUUGGCAAGUAUGAUUUGGUCCAGCCUUGGAGCAACAACACCUAAUUAG
Messenger RNA from Phytophthora sojae, 1215 nucleotides. RefSeq lists its product as hypothetical. The coding region runs from base 1 to 1215 and encodes 404 amino acids. Gene Ontology annotation, molecular function: flavin adenine dinucleotide binding; electron-transferring-flavoprotein dehydrogenase activity. The transcript has a single exon. Gene Ontology annotation, cellular component: cytoplasm. The record is from RefSeq and is a predicted model, not a curated record. Lineage: Eukaryota; Oomycota; Peronosporomycetes; Peronosporales; Peronosporaceae.